This is a messenger RNA of Phyllopteryx taeniolatus (common seadragon), 4504 nucleotides long. Its product is annotated as GTPase IMAP family member 5-like. Gene Ontology annotation, molecular function: GTP binding. The transcript has 3 exons. The record is from RefSeq and is a predicted model, not a curated record. NCBI's taxonomy places the organism in Eukaryota, Metazoa, Chordata, Actinopteri, Syngnathiformes, Syngnathidae. The coding region runs from base 1884 to 3446 and encodes 520 amino acids.
UGAAUAUUUUGGGAAAACCCGCAAAGCACUGAAGCCGUGAAGCGCGACAUGGCGAGGGAACACUGUAUUACAGAAUUUCCUUUCAUUCAGAGUAACAAUGAUCCAGUGUAAUAGUCAUUUCAUUACUAAAUACUGUCCAAAAUGAGCAUAUGUCAACCAAAAUGUGCUUUAAUGUGCUUUUUCAAUGUGCUUUACGUGAUUACAAGUACAAUAUUAAAAGCAUUUAAAUAAAUAUAAUAAUCAAGGAACCAAAAAAAAAAAACCCAGAAGAUUACAUAUUCAAUUUUUAAAUCCAGCUGGUACAUGGCCAUUUUUACGCUUCAACGUUGAGGAGCUUGGCCUACACGUAGUUUGCCUUUAUACUCCAGCGCAACCCACGCCCGCAGUUUUGAAAAUGUACUGCAGUUCACCCCCAAGUCGGGGGUGUUGCCAUGCCCUCUGGAGUUCCCACAUUUAUUUCCUCUUCUUCCAGAGCAUGAUGGAGCAAGGCCAGCAUAGGGAUGACCUUAGACCCGGACACACGCGUUUCCUCUGAUAACUCAAUUGUUGCAUCAUUGAACGGUGCCAGAACCUUUAAAGAAUCUGAAAUUAUGUUGAGAUGCUGGGAAGAAAGAGGAUCAAUGUCAGUAUUCAAGCCAGCCAGGGCUGCACCAACCAGUUCCCUUUCGUGAAAAAGUCUCUGGAGCAUAUUAAAUGUACUAUUCUAACGUGUCUCCACCUCCUGGAUCAGUUUGAGAACAGGCUGACCCAUUUGCAGUUGAACCUGCAAUAGUUUCUCCAAUUAGAGCAAAUUAUUCUUAUUUAUCCAUACCUGCCUGUUGAUAGCUGAGAUAGGCUCCAGCACUCCCGCGACCCUUGUGAGGAUAAGCGGCUCAGAAAAUUGAUGGAUGGAGGGAUGGAUAUACACAUUGAUGGAUGUGUGUGUGUGUGUGUGUGUGAGAGAGAGAGAGCGAGAGAGACAAAGAUGGCAAAAAAACAUGUUACCUUUGUAGUAGUGCUGCUUUUGAAAUAUCCAGCGAUGUUCCUGCUUUUGUCGCUUAUUUCUGAAAGUUCUUCAUUAGAAUUAAGUGUUUUUUUUUUGACAAUCAGAUUUAAUGAAUGUGCCACACAGAUGACAUGGCAAACUCCUUUCUUUAGCGCAUGCAUGCACCCAUAUUGGCAGCUCCAUCCGUGACUAGGCAGGUGUUGUUACUGAUGCCCCACUGUACAAGGUCUUUUUUUCCUCUGGCCAAAUUGAGCACAAGAGACACUUCACCUGUGGCAAACACACGCACGCACUAAAUAGUUUAUACUUUGUGAGCACUGAGCAGACAUUGUGCAAUUUGCUAAUUACUAUAUAAGACAAACCUUAUUGGGAGUGAUCAAGUUAAAGUACUCCCAAACAGGGGAAAACUUUCUUUUUGUCGCUUGUUCCAUCUUUUAAACACUCCCAAAUAACUAACCAAACACAAGAUGUGCGGGUCGACUCCAUUGCGUUUCACUGUGCCUUAUACUUCAAAUCACACGCAGUUCACGCGCCAAACCAGCAAACCACUUCCUGAAUCAGUGACGUGGUACGGUGCGUCAGGAAGGUUCGAACGUCAUCGCUUACGUCGUCAAACCACGCUCCGAACCACACUUGGACGCCUGGAUCUUUGCUGAUUACUCGACACACACUUCGAAGCCUCGACACAGGCCUUAACAUCACUGUCUUCUAGAACAAAUGGGCCGAGAUGACCAGAUGAUGCGUUUAAUUUUGCUGCAAAAUCGAUCGAGAAGGCAGCGGCGUAGAUGUAAACCUUAACUGGGAGUGACAAAUACACAACUUGGAGCGAGCACGCUUGGCUUCUUAUUUGAAAAACUGUCUUUCCCAUCAUUGGGGAGAGGACCAGGAGCCAGUUGAUAUGGUGGGGGAGACACAGCUUGAAGAACGCAGGUUCGUUCUUAUCGGAAAUACAGGAUCGGGCAAGAGUGCAUCUGGAAACACCAUCUUGGGCCAAACACAGUUCCUGUCAAAGCUCAGUGCCAGCUCAGUGACCCAGAAAUGUGAGUAUGGGAGCACUGAGCUUGCGGAGGAUCAUGACCAGAGGAGACUGAGAAGAGUUAAGGUGGUUGACAUGCCAGGCUUCGGAGAUACUCGCCUCAGUAUGGAGGAGAUUCAUACAGAAAUCGCUAAAUGUCUGUCUCUCUCUGCUCCUGGACCUCAUGCUUUUCUCUUGGUGGUGCCGAUCGGGCGUUAUACAAUUCAUGAGGACCAGGCUGUCAUCAAUCUGGCCAAAAUAUUUGGAGAGGAUGCUGUCAAAUACCACACAGUGGUUCUUUUUACCAGGGGGGAUGAGCUUGACAUGGGGAUUGAGGAAUACCUGAAAGAUUCUCCUGCUGGGCUUAAGAAUCUCAUUGACAAGUGUGGUGGAAGGUACCAUGUGUUCAACAAUAAUAAAAACAACAGGAAUGUAGCGCAGGUUAAAGAACUCAUAGAGAAGGUGGACAGGAUGGUGAAGCAGGCCGAAACUGGGUUUUUUACCAACGCAUGGUUUAAAGAGGCAGAGGCAGCCAUUAGGGAAGAGCAGAAAAAGAUGAUGAUGAAGCAGAGGCAGGAAAAAGAAGUAGCAACCAGUUGCGUAACAGAAGCUGAAUUUACUAAACAGAGGAAAUUGGAAUCAGAGGCUGACAAAAGAGAAAAUGAGAGAGAAGAUGAGGAAAGCCAGCAUAGUGGAAGCUGGAGUAUGUGGGUAAAGGCUGCUCUGUCUCCUAGAGUGCUGCGGUGGUUGAAGAUCAUAGUGGCUGGUGGCAUCACAGGCUUGGCAGUCGGAGUUGCCUUUGGCGUCGUUGUCCCCUUGACAGCUGCGGGCUCGGCAUUUGUUAUGGGGAAGGUUGUCGGCCUCGCUGCAGUUAACCUCACUGGAAUCUCGGCAGCUGGAGCCGUGGGUGUCGGGAACGCUGUGGGCGCCAUAGUUGCAGCCACCUCAGGAACGACAGCACUGGCUGUAGGGGCAGCUGUAGGUGGAGUUUUGGGCGGUUUGAUGGGAGUCAGUGCUGGUUUAGAGGCUGACAGUCCAAAUGAGGGUGCUUUGAAUGCUUUUAAGGAGGUUAGUAAUGUAGGAUUGGUUGCUGUUGGGGCUGCCGUAGUUGUGGGGGCUGCCCUGGGGACGGGGGCAGCCGUGAGUGCUGCAGUUGGGGCGCAAGGUGCGACAAGUGCUUCUGUAGCACACGCCCCGACCUCAGUUGGAGCUUUACCUGCAGAAACAGCCACUACUUUUAGUCCUACACCAGGGGUUGCUAUCGUUCAAGAUGCUGUACAAGCUCCUCCUAAUGCAGCAGCAACACAUCCUAUCCGAGAUGCAGUGAUUCCGAUAUUGAAAGCUGUAGGAGCGGGAGUCUCAGUCAGUAGUAUUGCAGUGAAAGUGGUCAGACGUAAAACCAAAGACUCAGAAAAUAAAUCUUUUAAGGUUACUUGGAACAAAUGAAUACAAACAGCAAGCCUCUGAUUUUCUCCAAAAUACAAAAUACACCAAAGACGCGGGCAGAAAUUCUAUUGAUUCCACACAUUGGAUUAAGCCUAUACAUACAAACACUAUGGUAUACUCUACUCUGUUAACUCAUGAUUUACAAGGGGGCGUUUACUUUUUCACACAGUGCCAGAUAACGUUUUUUGCCCCUUGAAUGAAUAAAAUGAUCAUUUAAGAACUGCAUUUUGUAUUUACCUGGGGUGUCUUUGUGAGAUGUUAAAAUUGACUUGAUUUUUCCCAAACAUUUAAGUGUGAUAAAUGUGCAAAAAAAAUUUGUUUUUUUAAAUCAGGAAGAGAGCAAAAGUAUUUCUAUAAUCAACUGAUCUAAUCAACUGUUGUGUCUUUAAGUAAAACCAGUCAGUUGUGCAAAAGAGGUUGGGGGCUGCUGUAUUGUGCUGAAAAAAUACAAUUGAUGUCAUUCAUUUAUUGACUUCAACUUGACUUUCAUCACGAGUGUCGACUACAAAAAAAUCUAGUCGUUCAAUGCCUUUGUUAUACAUAAUUAUCGAGUCAUCAUACGAGAUGUUUUUUUUUCUUAUACUGUAGAUGAUAGCACUUGAAAAGAAUCUUAGCAACAUAUUAUCACAGCGUAUUGUUGGCUUUUCCAUAUUUUAAUGAUUGUUUUAUAUGAGAUUGAAAAUGAACAUUGAAAUAUUGCAAAAUGUUUCAUUUGUAAAGUGACUGAUGCGGUCCUGCGAUAAUUUUGCACUGUCUCCAGUAAUUUUCUAGAUUGUUUAAAAAAACAAAAAAAAUUAAUAGGUUGUAUUUGCUAUAUUGUUUACAUUCAAGUUGUCUCCUUUUUGUGAUGAAUAAUGUAAUGCCAAAUGAAAAAUAUAUGUCCUUUUCAAGACAUCUGGUCCUCUGGUGUUCUCACAAUCAAUCUGAACUGCGCAAGCGCAAAUAUCUUUGAUAAAAAUAUUGAUGUUAUUAGGCUACACAUUAGAAGCAUUGUUUGUUUGUUUUUCUGAUUGAUUGUUGAUAUGGCCUUGAAAUAAAAUUGCAACUUCCUGAUUUAA